AUGACCACUUACGAUGUGAAAGAGAUCGGAUAUGCGUUCCUAAGGACGUACUAUGAACGUAUGCAUAAUGAUCCAUCGAAAUUGUCGUGUUUAUAUUCUACCACGGCGGAAUUGACCCAUGUGAAUUAUAAUGAACCUAUCAAGCAUGACAAAGAUUAUUUAAACACCGUCAAGUUGAUUGGUAAGGAUAACAUCAACAAUUUCUUUACCAGAAACAGCAAGCGUGUACAGGAUUUGAAGGUCAAGAUUGAUUCGUGUGAUGUGCAAUCUACUGGGUACGAGAGUUCUUCGAUUCUGAUAUUGAUAUUAGGGGAGCUAUGCUGGACGGAUUCACCAUCUUACAGAUUUUGUCAGUGCUUUAUCCUGGAACCAGCAGAGUAUAACAGUAAAGUCUACGAUUUGAAAAACGAUAUCAUUCGUUUCAUUCCUGACCUUGCUCCAUUAGUGAACCCAGACCAGCCAGUAUCACCACCAUCUGCUGUUGUUGUUGAAGCUGAGAAUGAGAAGCCAAAUGUCAACGGGGACGCAGCUCCUGUUUCUGUUCCUGUAUCUGUUUCUCCAGUAGUGGUAAAGGCAGCAGCGAAACCGGUUGAGAUUGUCAAGCCAAUUCCAACUGAGAAGCAACAGCCCUCUACUGCUCCAACGGAAACAAAAGUGGAACAACCCCAAGCCGUUUCAGUAAAUAAAACUAAACCUAAGGAAAAUGAGGCGAUUGCGCCAGCUACUGCUCCUGCUGCUAUUGCAGAAAAAGAAAAAGAAGACAAGGAAGACGAAGCACAAGCACAACCAAAAGAGCAAGCGACUUCAGCAUCAGCCACCCCAACCUCAACGACAACCCGUUCUGAAUCGGUGCCCCCACAAGAGGUUCCUGAAACAGAAGUCACCCCAAAGGCUGAACCAGUGAAAAUGACUUGGGCAGGCAAACUCAACAAGACAUCUAAACUAACUACAAACUACAUCAAGGUAGAUCUUCCACAAAAGAAGUCUAAAAGUCCACCUCCAAACGGAUUCACCAAGUCAAACAAGAAAAGCAAGCAGCAAUCGAAACCAAUAGGCGACGUUAUCAUCCAAAACAGCAGCGGUUUCUACCCAGUAUACGUGGGUAACACAAAUGGGUUGACCGCAUCCGAACUUGAAAGAGCUCUAAUAAAAGAAUACGGUGAUGUCGUAAAAACCUCAUUCCAAGAUUCGUUCGCUGUGGUUGAUUUCAGAGAAAAACCUGCAAGAGACGCUGCCAUCGAUGCUCAACAUUUAAAAGUCGGUGAAAGAGUUAUUAAUUUAAACCCAAAGGGCGAUAAAGCUUCUAAGUACAAAGCCAAGAACAACAGCAACAAUAGUAAUAGUAAUUCUGGUAACACUAAUCACAACACAAACGGCAACAGUUCACAUAAUUCCCCAUCACCAGAACUCUCGUUAAACCAAGGUAAUUCCACGCUUAAAAAGAGCUCAGUGAAAUCCCGUAAUGACAAAUCAAAGAACUAA
Messenger RNA from Kluyveromyces lactis, 1482 nucleotides. It is a transcript of the gene BRE5, whose product is annotated as Bre5p. Gene Ontology annotation, molecular function: mRNA binding. Gene Ontology annotation, cellular component: Ubp3-Bre5 deubiquitination complex; cytosol; ribonucleoprotein complex. Bases 1 to 1482 code for a protein of 493 amino acids. Gene Ontology annotation, biological process: protein deubiquitination; ribophagy. The record is from RefSeq and is a predicted model, not a curated record. The transcript has a single exon. Lineage: Eukaryota; Fungi; Ascomycota; Saccharomycetes; Saccharomycetales; Saccharomycetaceae.